Messenger RNA from Phytophthora sojae, 2187 nucleotides. RefSeq lists its product as hypothetical. The transcript is spliced from 3 exons. NCBI's taxonomy places the organism in Eukaryota, Oomycota, Peronosporomycetes, Peronosporales, Peronosporaceae. The record is from RefSeq and is a predicted model, not a curated record. Bases 1 to 2187 code for a protein of 728 amino acids.
AUGGCAACGGCUAAGGCGACGACCACGCGCCAAGUGGCGGAGGCCAUCACGGUGGCUACGCAAGCGGAGCGCUUUUGUCGGCUGUUCCCGCACAUGGCGCGACUCGAACAGACACAGGACGAACUCGCCGAUAUGUGGUCGUCGGCCCCCUCCGCAGACGCAGACCAGCACUUCCCCCGGCGUCCACGCCGCGUCUCGAACGGCGCCACACCCGCGUCUACCCGCCGCAGCAGCGCCAUGAGUCGCCUGGAGCAGCGUCGGCGCGAUCUGCCGCCGCAUUCGGUCUCGGCAGGCGGACUAUGGGCGUUCGACGGGUCUGCGAGCGGUUCCUCGGCCUUUUCCUCCUCUCCAGCGACGAGCGCAGGGUUCAACGCGGCGUCCGAGUCUUCUCCAGUGUCUGAGCAAUCGAACGCGGGUCCUCCCGGCCUCCAGAGCGCCGUGAGGCCCACCAACCACGGAGUCAUCGGCUCGUACUCGAGCGGAGAGGCCACAGCCAGGAUGCUGUGGAACAGACCCGAGAGGGAGGAGGAGGAGAGAGAGGAGGAGGCUCUGCCCUCGUACCUCAGCUACCUGCAGGCUCCGUCCCUCUCGGGGGACGCCACAGCGUCAGCUGUUAUGCCGACACCGACGGCUUUCGGUGCCGUGCUGAGACCGGCCGAGGACGAGAUGGAGACCAAGAGCAAGGAGCUGGCGAGGGCACUGCAAGACUUUAUCAUGGUACAGAUGCAGGAGCAGACGGGGGUGGCGACGUCGACUUCAACAUCUUCAUCUUCGUCUUCUCCGUCGAAGCAGGGAGGGUGCAGCUGUGAACGCCGCGUGACGGAGCUGGAGAAGCAGGUGCAGAACCUUCUUGCUGCUCAAACGGAGGGAGGUUCCACAUCGACCACGGAGGAGACAGGGAGUGCUCUUGGAGACCGAGUGUCGACGCUGGAAGGACGACAGAGCGCCUUCCAGUCGCAGUUGGCGCAGAUUUCCAAGGUGCUGGGCGUUCCUGUUGGCAAACACGGCAAGAGCAGUCAGCUGAAGACGCUGGUGCAGACGCUGCAUGAAGAGAUUGACUCUAAGUUCCAAGCAGCGGUUGCGGAGGUGGAGGCUUCGUGUGUUGCCAGCGCGGCCAAGCGCGCGGAGGAGCUGAUUGCGGAAGCGGCGGCAACAGCUUCGUCGUCAUCACCCGCGGGUGAAUCGUCGACGCCUUCUGACCCCAACGACGAGAAGAAGAAGCAGGCUUCAAGCGACUACGACACGAUUUCGACCUCCGGACUGCCGUUCUCGACGGUGUUGAACGCGCUGGCGGAGGAGCACGAGGCUUCGCUGACGAGACUCAGCACGCACUUCGACGAGCGCCUGCGUCUCGAAGGCUCGCAGCGUAUUGCGUUGGAAGGACGGAUGCGCGCUCGCCUGGGCGAGUUGGAGGAGUGGCUGCAGCAGGUCGAGGGCGAGCUCGGCGGCUCGCACUUUGAACCCACUGCAUCUUCCACUUCGUCAUCGAUCGCGGCCAUGACGGGCCAGUUGAGCAAGCUGCAGUCGCACCUGUCAGAGCUGGAGCAGUCUUGGAAGCAGCAGCACGAGGAGGCCAAGCGAUUGUCCGCCAAAUUGGAAGAGCUGCCGGCCUUCGAGGAGCUGCAGACCCAGCUGGAUCGGACGAACGAGGACGUGAACGCUCUCCGCGAGAGCGUGGCCAGCGUGGAAACUGUCAGCUCGUCCACUCGUGAGGAAACUCGCAGCGUGGCGCGCACGUCGCAGGGACUGAAGCUCAUCGUGGAGAAGCUUGUUCGCGACACGGGGUCGGCCGAGGAGCUCCUGCAGCAGUACGUCAGCACGAUCACACACCAGGUGGCCAGCGUGACGCGGCAGUACGUUUCCGUGCGGAUCCGCGACAACAACCGCCUGCUGGACGCCACGCUGCGCGCGCGCGUACCUGACUACGUUGCGAACGAGAGCGAGAGCUUCCUGCUGGUGCGUCCAGAGGGCAAGAAGGAGGGCGACGGACACACUUUGGGCACCGAGGUGAUCCACGAGCCGGAGGGCAACGGGAACUUCAGCUUCGUGCUGCGCGAGGACGACGAGGACGGCAUCCGACGCCUGCUGGCCACCCAGCGAGGCGCCCCGCCCAGCACCACCGGCACCACCAUUAGCUCGGACGCUAGUGCUGCUGCCGCUGCUGCGGGCGCGACCGUGUCGUCGUAA